GGUAACUCACGCAUGCGUACUGUUCCACGGCUGUCAUCCUCCUCAAGCAAAGGUGUUGCUGACAGGGCAGAGACAUGGAUAGCAGUGAGGGUCCCGCCCAGAGGCCAGUGACGCUGGACAUCAGCGAUGUGGCCGAGCCUGACAAGCCACAGGACACCGUAUCUGUCUUGACGGACACCGUGUCUGUCUUGACGGACACCUGCACGUCGUCCACCGCUCCGACCUCCGAAGUCCUCUUCCCGGAGGAGAGCAUUGACCUGGGCGGGGACGCGGAGCCCUUCACCUCUCCCCAGGACGACAGCCUGGCGUCAGGUAGCCUGAUGGACAGGCUGAACGAUCAGAUGAUGGAGAGCGUCAUGAUCUCGGACUCUCCCAACAACAGCGAGGAGGACGACGUGGCUCCCAUGGACUCUUUGCUGGAGCAGUUUGAGGACAGCCGCACGCCGGAAUCACCCAAAGACCUCGACGACGGCGUGGGAGAGCCGAAGACGCCGUCUGAAGCUUUAGAAGAGCAGAGCACCACUGAAAUCCAGAUGGAGUCUCCUUCUCAGGACACUUUGUUGGCAGCUGCGGCGGAGAACCAAGUAGAAGAAGAAAAGACGGAACUGAAGACAAUGGAGGAGGAACCGCAGGACGGUGAAAAGGAGAGCGCUGCGUCCCUGCAGACACCAGAAGAGCCGCCGAGCUCUGUUAGUUCAGAUGGAGGGGCGACAGAAGCAGACCUCCAAGUCACCGGCUCGACGCCCAAGGAGGAUCCCAUCCCAGUGUGCACCAUCUUCAGCCAGGGAGCGCCGCCCAAGUCUCUGGUCCCCGACGGCUUCCAGCCCACCAUGGUGAAAUCGCCCAGUUUCAGCAGUGGCAGUGGCAGCGGCAGCGGGAGCGCCGAGACGCCCAGCAAGCUGGCUCCUCUCGUAUGCCAGCCCAGUCCCAGCCUCAGCAAGUUCUUCUCGGACAACGGCGGCGUCAACCCGUCCUCUGACUUCUUCGAUUCCUUCACCACCUCCUCCUCCUUCAUCUCUGUCAGCAACCCCAACGCUGCCGAGUCUCCCAAAGUGACUCCCACCCCCGAGCGCCAGAUCUCCACGGGGUCUUCCACGGGCCCCUCCUCGCUGCCCAUGGUGGCCCCUCAGGAGAGCUCCUCGCCCGGCUCCUUUUUCUCCGCUCCUCCCCCCUCCUCCUCCUCCAUGGUGGAUAUUCCCUCUAAGCACCCACAGCCAGGCCCAGCUGAAGCCACCCCGCCGUUCUCCAAGCUGCAGGCCGUGUUCUCGGGCAGCGAUGACCCCUUUGCCACGGCACUGUGCAUGAGCGAGGUGGACCGUCGCCAUGACGCCUGGCUGUCCUCGGAGGAGACCAGGAAGCUGCUCAUCUCUGUGGCGACGCAGCAGUUUAACCCUGCGUGCGUGGAAAGGGAUCGCCUGUCCAUGCCAGGACUGAAAUUCGACAACUUACAGGGUGACGCGGUGAAGGACCUCAUGGUGCGUUUCCUAGGCGACCAGGCGGCAACGAAGCGGCAGGUUCUGACGGCCAGUUCCGUAGAGCAGUCCUUCCUGGGCCUGAAACAGCUCAUUAACACCAGGAACUGGAGGGCAGCGGUGGACCUGACGGGUCGUCUGCUGACGGCUCACGGACAAGGCUACGGGAAGAGCGGCCAGCCCACCAGCCACACCACCGACUCCCUGCAGCUGUGGUUUGUGCGCCUGGCCCUGCUCACCAAGCUCAGCCUCUUCCAGAACGCAGAGUUGGAGAUGGAGCCCUUUGGCAACCUGGACCAGCCAGACCUCUACUACGAGUACUACCCCUCUAUAUACCCGGGCAGACGUGGUUCGAUGGUUCCCUUCUCCAUGCGUGUCCUCCACGCAGACCUGCCCCAGUACCUGGGCAAGCCCCAGGAGUCCCUGGACCGCCUACACCGCAUGAGGACUGUCUGUCAGAGGAUCCUGGAUAAUUUAGAGGAAGGCCUUGCAGAAGAUGGGAGCAUGAUGAGCCUUACCCAGGAGAACAGGCAAGCCUCUAUUCAGUUGUGGAGGUCACGUCUGUCCCGGGUGAUGUACUCCAUGGCAAACUGUCUGCUAAUGAUGAAGGACUAUGUGUUGGCGGUGGAGACGUACCACUCCAUCAUCAGCUAUGAGCCGGAGCAGCGGGUGCAGCUGCUGAGCGGCAUUGGCCGCAUCUUCCUGCAGAUUGGGGACAUCAAGACUGCGGAGAAGUACUUCCAGGAGGUGGAGAGCGCCUGCCAGGCGAAGGCAGGGGGACAGAUGCAGGAGACUGCAGUGCUGAUGAAUAGGGCGUUUGUGUUCCUCAGUCAGAAUAACUACUCCGAGGCCCACACGUGCUUUUCUGGUGUCCUGAAGAUGGAUCCCAAGAACCCUGUGGCGAACAACAACGCGGCCGUGUGUCUGCUGUACCUGGGCCGGCUGAAGGAGUCGCUGCGUCAGCUGGAGAGCCUGGUGCAGCAGGACCCGGCGCUCUACCUGCACGAGAGCGUGCUCUUCAACCUCACCACCAUGUACGAGCUGGAGUCCUCGCGCAGCACCCAGAAGAAGCAGGCCCUGCUGGAGGCGGUGGCCGGCCGCGAGGGGGACAGCUUCAACACCCAGUGUCUUAAGCUGGUGUAGAGGAUGGGGAUGGAGAUGCAGGCCAGGGGAAGAACAUACAUGAUUUAUGGGGGAUAAGGGGCAGGUUGUGAGGGGGACAGAGUCGACACUCAGUGUCUUAAACUGGUGUAGAGGAUGUGGAUGGGCGGACAGGCAGACCAGGGGGAGCAUAGACAUGUAUACAUUUAUGGGGGGCUAAGGGGCAAGUUGUAAGGGGGACAGCUUCAACACCCAGUGUCUCAAACUGGUGUAGAGGAUGGGGAUGGGGGGGACAGGGGGAGCAGACAUUUACAGUAUACAUUGAUUGGGGCUAAGGGGCAGGUUGAGGGAGACCACUUCAACAUCCAGUGUCUCCAGCUGACCUCGUUUUCGGGGAUGAAUGGGGCAGGACUAAGGGGCAAGUUUUGAGGGUGACACCUUCAAUCAUAGACAUGUGUAAUAUAUGUAAAAUAUGUCUAUGGCUUCAAACACCUGGUGUCAUCAAGCUGGUUUAGU
This is a messenger RNA of Engraulis encrasicolus (European anchovy), 3089 nucleotides long. It is a transcript of the gene trappc12, whose product is annotated as trafficking protein particle complex subunit 12. Gene Ontology annotation, cellular component: Golgi apparatus; TRAPP complex. The transcript has 13 exons. The record is from RefSeq and is a predicted model, not a curated record. Gene Ontology annotation, molecular function: protein binding. The coding region runs from base 75 to 2615 and encodes 846 amino acids. Lineage: Eukaryota; Metazoa; Chordata; Actinopteri; Clupeiformes; Engraulidae.